AGGAUUAAGCCUUGAUGAUGUGCGUCCUAAACCUACUAAGCUAGAUGAUGUGCAUCCUAAACCAACUAGGCUAGAUGAUGUGCGUUCAAAACCAACUAAGCUAGAUGAUGUGCGUCCUAAACCAACUAGGCAACCUAAACAAAUAUUAGGUUCAAGUGUUGUGACCAGUGUAACUAUAAUAGAGAGUGGAGAUAGUGAACUCAGAAAACGAUAUGAGGAAGAAUAUCUGAAGGCUAGAGAGGAGCAGAUAAAGAAAGUUUUUCAACCAAAAUUUGAAUUUUAUCUUUACAACGAUGAAGGAAGAAUUAUAAAACAGAAACUCUCAAUUCAUGAGAUUCAACAAAUUCUACUCCAGCAGAGUCAACAUUUAGGACUACAGCAGCUGGGUUGGAUGAUGGGAAAGAAUAAAACACACUGGGAAAGCAGUCCUACUGUGAGACCUCCUAAACCAAUCCCAACCAGUAUUCCAGAACCACCCACAACAUACUCCCUCCCUCUGCAGCAAAAUAUAGACAGCACAGCCAUGCUGGGUGUCAUUGGAAAAAUACAAGGGAUAGUUGCUUCAGCUUCGGCAAAAUCUGAAUCUUCCACAGAAGUAUCAUUAGAAGCAUCUUCAGAAGCAUCCAUACAAGCAUCUUCAGCAGAAUCUUCUGGAUCUGCUGAAGAAGUAAAUCUGAAAACAGGAAAGCCAAAGAAGAAAAAGAAAAACAAUUUAAAGAAAACAACAACAUCCACUGCUGCCCCACCAUCAAGUACAACAACUUUAACAACUAUAAUCAUCAAAACAACCACAACUACAACCGCAACGACUACAACAACCACAACAACAACAACCACAACUUCAACUACAACACCAACCACAACCACAACCACAACCACCACCACAACAACAACAUACAACAACUUCUACAACAACCACAGCAACCGUAACAACAACCUCUACAACGACAUCUUCAACCUCUACAACAACAUCAUCAACUACUACAACUACAAUACCAACAACCACUACAGCAACAACAACAACAAUAGAAACAACAACCAAAAUAACCGCAACAACCUCAACAACCACAACAACAACUUCUACAACAACAACUUCUACAACAACAACUUCUACAACAACAACUUCUACAACAACAACUUCUACAACAACAACUUCUACAACAACAACUUCUACGACAACAACAACCACAACAAACCUCAGCUUCUAAGUAUUAUCAGCAGCAGUAUAAGUGUAGGAGAAGAUACUAUCAUAAAACCAGAUGCUAUACCUGACAAUCAAGCAGGGAUCAACACUAAAGAAGAAGAUAAAACUGAUGCAUUUACUUGGGCUUGGAUUGAGAAUACGUCAGCUCGUCCCAAACCUCCUGUGGAUCCUAUUAUAGACCCCAGUGAAUUCCUUUUUCUAAAUCCAGCCGCUGAACCAGUCGAGGCAGCUGUUGUCCAGAUAAAUGAAGAGGAUGAUAUUACAGUUGUUGAAAAGGUUGUAGAUGUUUCCACUUUUCAACCUGUAACUAUUCCUUUUACAACUACAAAAUCACCUAUAAGAAGAAAUCCUAGCUAUAGCAAUCUAGUCUUCGCUACUCCCAAACCUCUUGUAGUGCAAGAGAUGGUACCCUGGAGCUUUAAGGAAGAGAUCGUUCCAUCUCCUGUAGGUGUGCCAGCUCCUGUAGAUGUUCCAGCUCCUGUAGAUGUUCCAGCUCCUAUAGAUAUUGCUUCAGAUAUCAAAACUGGAAAUAUUGACGUUCAGGCUAAACCUGGGAUAGGAAUUAUUACAAUAGAAAGUAACAUAAUUGUGGAACAAGAUAUUUCAACUGUUGAAAAUAAUUCCAGCGAUCACGAAGAUCACAAUCAUGAUCAUGAACAUCAUGAACAUCAAGAGGGAGAUCAUGAGCACCACGAAGAAAAUCAUGAUAAUCAUGAAGGAGAACAUGAGCACCAUGAAGGUGAACAUGAGCAUCACGAAGGAGAACAUGAACAUCAUGAAGUAGAUCAUGCGCAUCAUGAUCAUGAUAAUCAUGAACAUCAUGAUCAUGAUUUUCAUCAUCCAUCUCAAAGCAAGGAGAGUAUUCCUGCUGCACCUGAGGGUAAUGUUGGCCUUCUAGAGUCUACCGAGGGGAUUGAUCAGGAAACUAAACGGUUCAUUGAGAUUAAUAAUGAGAUUGGUUUGAAGAUGUACCGUGAUAUUAUUACGCGGCAUUCAGAAGAGAAUGUCGUCUUUUCUCCCUUUGCUGCAACAUCCUCUUUAGCUAUGCUUUUCCUGGGAGCUCGUGGAUCAACCUCGUGGGAGAUAAAUGAGCUUCUAAAGAUUGAUGAAAUGUUUACAUUUAACCCUCAUCUUCUUUAUAAAAAUAUUUCAGAUACUUUAGUGAAGAAUACUGAUUCAUUUGUUUGUGGCACAAGUAAACUUGUUGCUAUUUCUCAGGAAGUUGAGCGUGCAAUACAGUUCUACAAGAUGAGGGUCAACUUCUUCUAUAAUGCAAAGGUUGAGAAAAUAGAUUUUACUAAUCCAAUUGAGCCCCUGAUGAGGCUGUUGAAUGGUGAUCUGAAGGAUCAGACUGGAGGGCAGGUGGAGGAGGUUGUAGGAGAGGAGGAUAUUCAGGAACUAGGAGUUAAUCCUCCUCUAGCAAUUGUUGAUACUAACUAUUUCAAGGGUAUUUGGGAGUCCGAAGGAUCAGUUACUACCAUGCAGUUUAUUAACCUUCCUAGGGGUCGUAGACUUGUUCCUGUUGUUGCUAUAAGCUGGACUGGAGAGUUUAACGCCGGAUAUUCUGGAGAUCUUGAUACGACAGCUGUAGAACUUCCGCUUAAGGGGAAAGAGAUAAGCGUAAUUUUCCUGCUACCCGGAAAGGUUUCUGAGUUUAUAGCAGGAGGUCUUUCUAAAAUGGAAAACCAGUUGGAUCUUGAAGCUUGGAAUAAAAUACUAAGCUCGUUUGGCCGGCAUUCCCUAGAUGUUCAGAUUCCUAUGUUUAGUUCAAAAUCAAUUCUAGAUUUAAACCUUACCCUGCAGGAACUUGGACUUAACAGUGCUUUCGGUUCUAGUGCGGAUUUUUCUGGAAUUGACGGAGCUAAGGAUCUAAAGCUUUCUUCGUUCGCUCAGAUUAAUCAAAUUGAUAUUACACAGGAGGAAGACGAUUUCCGGAAAAGAAGAAAUUCUAGAAUGGCGAACAGUGAAUGGGCGGCUACUGUUGAGUAUAUUGGUAAUGAGGGUACCUUAGGCAAAAGCAAGGGAAAAAUAAAGAAGAACAAUCUAGAACGAAAGAUCUUGAAACCUAAUUUUCACAUGGGGACAGUGGAAAAGGUUGAGGGAAGAACAACAACCCAUAACAAGAAAUCCGGGAAAAUCCAGGAAAAAUUCCACCAAGGAGAAGUAGAGAAAAUAGAUACUAAAGUGUUUAUGGAAAGCUUAAAGAAUCCUAAAAUUAAAGAUUCUAAAAGAGAAAAAGAUGACGUUGUCGCUUUCCUGCGGCGGCAAAAUAGACAAAGCCCGACUUAUCAAAUACAUUUAGAGCGUCAAUUUAUGUAUUUGGUCCGGCACAAUCCUACUGGUAUGCUGCUGUAUAUAGGUAGAUACUAUGAACCUCCGGAGGAAUAAUAAAGCUUUUUUGCAACAAACUAUCAUGUGUAAUAUGAAACAGGACAAGUGAAAAUAUUCCAGUGAAAUUUGCUCGAACAAAUGAUGCUUAAAGAUAAUCAGCACAGAUCUGACAAGAAUUUGCGAAAAUGUGGCAAAUUGAAAAUGAAAAGAAAAGCAAUGAUAAUAAAGAUUAUCUGUAAUCCAUCUUACGAGUGGUAUUACUGGCUGUAUUUAUAUACAGUGAUAUUCAGAAAACAAUGGAAUGAUUUUUGUAUGUUUUCUCUCUUUACAUUAUAAAAAUUUUCAGGGGUGUGCAAUUUUAAGAAUUCCACCUUUUUUGAACAUUAAAAAAUUCACUCUUUUCUCCAAGCCUAACUUAUCGUGAAAAAAAAAGAUUUUCAAACAGUAGUAAUAAUAUUUUACCAAUUACUAAUUCGUAAAGAAAUUUCAAGAUAUAUAGAAAAAUUUGACGACAAUCGUUUACAUUUGUUAUGCGGCUAGCAAUAAAUUUAAGAAUUGAUUUUUAAACUUUUGUUUAAAGAGUUUUUUAAUUGUGUUUCAUUUUUUUUCUUGCUGAGCCAAACUUUAAUUCUCUUGUUAAUAGUGCCUGACUGAAUUUAAUGGCAUGAUUUUUUCAAAGUGUGACAUAGGUGUGUUGGGUCGGUAAAGCUUAAAAAGAUUUCAACCCAUCUUUUUUAAUAUUUAGUAAUCACUUGUAAUAUUCGCUUUUCCUCAAUAAGGUAAAAUUCAAAAAUAUUGUAAGGAUGUACGUGUAUUUAUUUAAUUAAUUUAAUUUCUACAAAAAAGAACGAAGAAAAAACACAUAAAAUGGCAAGAUAUAAAUAACUGUCAAGAUUUUUUGUUUAUGAAUCUCAC
This is a messenger RNA of Eurytemora carolleeae, 4450 nucleotides long. RefSeq lists its product as uncharacterized. The record is from RefSeq and is a predicted model, not a curated record. Gene Ontology annotation, molecular function: serine-type endopeptidase inhibitor activity. Lineage: Eukaryota; Metazoa; Arthropoda; Copepoda; Calanoida; Temoridae.